Messenger RNA from Hibiscus syriacus, 1496 nucleotides. Its product is annotated as pentatricopeptide repeat-containing protein At1g09190-like. Gene Ontology annotation, molecular function: RNA binding; protein binding. NCBI's taxonomy places the organism in Eukaryota, Viridiplantae, Streptophyta, Magnoliopsida, Malvales, Malvaceae. Gene Ontology annotation, biological process: RNA modification. The record is from RefSeq and is a predicted model, not a curated record.
UAAUGAGCAGAGCAUCACUGGCGGUGGAGCGAAGGAUCCUCCACCUCCUCCAUGGCCGGAAAACUCGAAACAACCUCCGGGAAAUCCAUGCUCAUUUCAUUCGUCAAUGUCUGCACCAAUCCAAUCAAAUAAUUUCCCAUUUCGUCUCUGUUUGUGGCCACCUAAACAAAAUGGACUACGCGAACCUUGUCUUUUUGCAGACCAAAACCCCCAGCAUUUUGCUUUUUAAUUCCAUGGUUAAAGGCUACUCCCUUAAUGGUCCCUUUGAAGAAGCUAUUACAUUGUUUUCUUUAAUGAAAACACACUGGAUUUUCCCGGACGAGUACACGUUUUCACCUUUGCUCAAGGCAUGUUCGGGUCUUUGUGACGUAAGAAUCGGACAAUGCAUUCAUGGGGAAGUUAUUAGAUCUGGGUUCGAGCGUUUUGGCUCGGUUGAGAUUGGGGUUUUGGAGUUGUAUUGUACGAGUGGGAGAAUGGAAGAAGCAAAGAAGGUGUUUGAUGGAAUGUCUAAAAGAGAUGUCAUAAUUUGGAAUUUGAUGAUUCGUGGGUUUUGCAAGGGAGGGGACGUUGAUUUGGGGUUAACUUUAUUUAGGCAGAUGAGUGAGAGGAAUGUAGUUUCAUGGAACUCGAUGAUUUCGUACUUGGCUCAGAGUGGGAGGCAUAGCAAAGCUUUGGCACUUUUUCAGGAUAUGAAGCUUGAGUUCCAACCUGAUGAAGCUACAGUGGUUAUUGUUUUGCCUAUUUGUGCUCAUUUAGGGGCUGUUGAUAUUGGUCAAUGGAUUCAUUAUUAUGCAGAGUCGAGUAAGCUUUACCGAAACGUGGUUUCCGUAGGAAAUGCAUUGGUUGAUUUUUAUAGUAAAUGUGGAAACUUGGAAACUGCCCUUCAGAUCUUUAAAGACAUGCCUUGCAAAAACGUUGUGUCAUGGAACACUAUGAUCUCCGGUACGGCUUUUAACGGAAGAGAGGAACUUGGGGUGGAGUUGUUCGAGGAGAUGAUGAACAAUGGUACAAGGCCUAAUGAUGCGACUUUUAUAGGGGUGCUAACAUGCUGUGUGCAUGGAGGGUUGCGAAAAGGGCAAGAGUUUUUUGCUUUAAUGAGCAAAAAAUACGACAUUGAUCCUAGACUCGAGCAUUAUGGAUGUAUGGUUGAUCUCCUCUCACGUAGAGGAUGCAUGAGAAUGGCUUAUGACUUGAUUAGGAGCAUGCAUAUUCUUCCUAAUGCUGCUUUAUGGGGUUCCUUGCUCAGUGCGUGCCGUACUUAUGGUGAACUAGAGCUUGCAGAACUUGCUGUCAAAGAGCUUAUCGAUCUUGAACCGUGGAAUUCAGGUAAUUAUGUAUUGUUGUCGAAUAUUUAUGCGGAAGAAGGGAGAUGGGAUGAAGUAGAGAAAAUAAGAGUAUUGAUGAAGGAGAAGAGUGUUAAGAAAGUGAUGGGACAAAGCAUAACAACAUAUAGCUGGUAGCUCUCAGUUAACCGACUUCCUAGAUAUGCUGCUUCC